GAGCUCUCUGAGCCACAGAGAGGACCGCAGCUGACCAUGGAGGGCAGAGGCCCGCUGGUCACAUCGCCGCGGUGGCUGUCACUGCUGUUGUUACUGCUUCCACCUCCCGGCCACCAGGGACAGGCCCCGAGACAUGGUCUCUCCACCCAGAGGGUCCAGGACCCCCCUGCUGUGCACCUCAGCAAUGGCUCAGGACAAGAGCCUAUCAGCAUCAUGACUUUUGACUUCACCAAGAUCAGGAAAAGCUCUUCCUCCUUUGAGCUUCGAACCUGGGAUCCAAAGGGGGUGAUGUUUUAUGGCGAUACCAACCCAGACGAUGACUGGUUUGUGCUAGGACUUCGAGAUGGCAGGUCUGAGAUCCAGCUGCACAAUCAGCUGGCCCAGCUUACAGUGGGCGCGGGGCCCCGGCUGGAUGAUGGCAGGUGGCACCAGUUGGAAGUGAAGAUCCUUGACGAUUCGCUGCUACUGAGUGUGGACAGGGAGGAGGUGCUGCGCCUGAGACAGGUCUCUGGGCCCCUGGCCAGCAAACCCCAGCCCAUCGUCAGAAUUGCUGGGGGACUCCUGUUCCCCGUCUCCAGCCUCCGUUUGCCGCUGGUCCCUGCCCUGGAUGGCUGCCUGCGCCGGGGUAACUGGCUGGACCCACAGGCCCAGACCUCGGGAUCUGCUCCUACUAGCAGCCUCAGAAGCUGUGCCGUCGAGUCCCAACCUGGGACGUUCUUCCCACCAGGGACCCGUGCAGAAUUCAAUCUCCAAGACAUUCCCCAGCCUCAUGUCGAGCCCUGGGCCUUUUCUCUGGACCUGGGACUCCAGCUGGCAGCAGGCUCCGGCCGCCUCCUUGCCCUUGGGACCCCAGAAAACCCUUCUCGGCUCAGCCUCCACCUCCAAGAUCAAAAGGUGGUGCUGUCCUCUGGGUUGGGGCCAGAGCUGGAUCUGCCCUUGGUCUUGGGACUCCCUCUUCAGCUGAAGCUGGCUGCAUCCGAGGUGGUCUUGAGCCAGGGGUCUAAGAAGGAGAUCCUUGCUUUACCUGCCUUGGACUCGGACCUUGCCUCCCUCCUCAAGCUCUGGGUCCAGCCGCAGGGGCGCCUCUUCCUGGGGGCUCUGUCAGGAGAGGCCUCUUCUGCCUCCUUUUGCUUGGAUGGCCUUUGGGCACAAGGCCAGAAGCUGGACAUGGACCGGGCCCUGAGCAGAAGUCAGGACAUCUGGACUCACAGCUGUCCCCAGGGCCCAAACAAUAGCACCAGCACCACCCAUUAAAUCCCCA
Molecule: messenger RNA, 1261 nt
Organism: Neomonachus schauinslandi (Hawaiian monk seal)
Lineage: Eukaryota; Metazoa; Chordata; Mammalia; Carnivora; Phocidae
Gene: SHBG
Product: sex hormone binding globulin
Molecular function (GO): steroid binding
Source: RefSeq, a predicted model, not a curated record